This is a messenger RNA of Cotesia glomerata, 581 nucleotides long. RefSeq names its product histone H4. The transcript has a single exon. Gene Ontology annotation, molecular function: DNA binding; protein heterodimerization activity; structural constituent of chromatin. NCBI's taxonomy places the organism in Eukaryota, Metazoa, Arthropoda, Insecta, Hymenoptera, Braconidae. Gene Ontology annotation, biological process: nucleosome assembly. The record is from RefSeq and is a predicted model, not a curated record. Bases 224 to 535 code for a protein of 103 amino acids. Gene Ontology annotation, cellular component: nucleosome.
GUCGAUUCGUAGCUAUGAAAUGGGGUCAAAUGAAAGCGAUUUCAUUGGUUUAAAGCAACGGACAGAUGUAAGUGAAACUCGUUUCUCCCGUUCCCUUUCGGCAGAAUUCAGUGGAAGGAGCAACUCCAAAAAAAGUGUAUAAAUAUCCCCACUCGAACUGGCAACCAGUAUUCUCGACGGUGUUUUCGUUUAAUCAACUUACAUUUGCUCUCAUCAAUUCAACAUGACUGGUCGUGGUAAGGGAGGAAAAGGAUUGGGAAAAGGAGGAGCCAAGCGUCAUCGUAAAGUUCUUCGUGAUAACAUCCAAGGUAUCACCAAACCAGCUAUCCGUCGUCUGGCUCGUCGUGGUGGAGUCAAGCGUAUCUCUGGGCUUAUCUACGAAGAGACUCGUGGUGUUCUCAAGGUCUUCCUCGAGAACGUCAUUCGUGAUGCCGUCACGUACACUGAACACGCCAAAAGAAAGACAGUCACUGCUAUGGAUGUUGUCUACGCAUUGAAACGUCAAGGACGCACUCUCUACGGUUUCGGAGGUUAAAUUCAUAUUCACUCUUCAAAAAAUAAACAAAACGGCCCUUUUCAGG